CUCACUCACUCACUAUCUCUCUCUCUCUCUCUCUCUCAACAAUGAAUAUAUCUGUGUGUGUGUGUGUGUCUGAGAGAGUGGUGCAGCGUAAGGGUUUAAGGUUUUGAGAGUCCAAGUCGGUGCGUGGCAGUGAACCUUCUUCCACCUGUCAACAGUGAAAAUUUUCCCAGAUUGCUUUUAGAUUCCUGGAAAAUACCUCGAUUUUCUAGCCUCAAAAAGAAAAUAAUAAAAACAGUGGCCGCCGCUAAGCUCACCACUUCUCUCAUAUUAUUCAUUUUCCCCUGCUUUCUUUCAUGGCUGAACCUUCUCUUCCAUUGCGAAAGAAUGGUAUGAAUUCAAAAGAAAAGGCUGUUAGAGUAUGGUACAGAAGACAAGGUUGUAAAUUUUCAUCCUCUGCUUCUGCCCAAGACCUGAGAUGUUUCGAGAUGGAAAAGGAGAAAGAAGACACCUCCUCUCCAAGGGGAGUUUUAGAAGCAUUUAUAAGAGGUUUGGACACUGAGGCAGUUUCUCCCAAUCCAAAGAUCCUACAACGUGAAAUCCAUUCUUCAAAUUCACAGGCGCUUUCUCGUUGGCGAGGAUUCUCAGUACUUUGGAAAAAAAGCUCAAUAAAGCGCUUACCCUCCUUCCCGCCUUUUGCUGUGCCAAAGAUAUCAAGAAGAGAGAGCAGAAGUGUGGGAGAAAAUGUAGAUACAGAUUUCUGUUAUUUCAAGUCUUCCUGGAAAAACUUCACCUUCUCUGAGCUCCUAACUGCAACCAACAAUUUUAGCAAAGACAAUCUGAUCGCAAGGGGUGGUUACGCUGAAGUUUACAGGGGUUGUUUGCCAGACGGGCAGCUCGUAGCAGUUAAGCGGCCAAACAAAGGGACUACAGAAGAUCAGAUAAUAAGCUUUUUAACUGAGAUUGGCACUAUAGCCCAUGUAAAUCAUCCUAAUACUGCAAAGUUGAUUGGGUUUGGAGUUCAAGGUGGAACAUAUGUUGUUCUUCAGUUAUCUCCUCUUGGGAGUUUAGGAUCGCUUCUUCGUGGCUCAAAGGAAAAACUAGAUUGGGCUGUUAGGUAUAAGAUUAUUCUAGGGACUGCUGCUGGCCUGCUCUAUCUUCACAUGUAUUGCCAAAGGCGAAUUAUUCACAGAGAUAUCAAGGCUGAUAAUAUUCUUCUUACAGAGGAUUUUGAGCCUCAGAUUUGUGAUUUUGGGCUCGCAAAAUGGCUGCCAAAAGAAUGGACUCACCACACUGUAUCAAAAUUUGAAGGCACAUUUGGCUAUUUUGCUCCGGAAUACUUCAUGUAUGGAAUAGUGGAUGAGAAAACUGAUGUGUUUUCUUUCGGGGUGCUACUGUUAGAACUCAUUACAGGCCGUGAAGCUUUGGAUGAUUCACAGCAAAGCCUGGUGCUUUGGGCAAAGCCUUUGCUCGAUAACAAUAAUGUCAAGCAACUUGUGGAUCCUUCUCUUGGUGAUAAUUAUGACCUAGAAGAGAUGGAUCGUGUCAUCUUAACUGCCUCUUUGUGCAUAGAGCAGAGUCCAAUUCUACGUCCUCGAAUGAAUCAGGUUGUGAUACUUCUAAGAGGUGAAAAUUACUUCCGGGGGUGUUCAAAAGAAUGUCAAAAACGUUAUCUCCAACGAACUUUCUCAGAAGAGCUCUUGGAUGCAGAAGAAUACAGCUCAACAAAGUGUUUCAGUGAUCUCAAUCGACAUAAGGAAGUUGCUUUGGGUUCCUGAAAUCAGUAGUCAAACUAUAAAAAAUAUGCGGUUAUACCAUGGUUUUAAAUAUCAGCCGUUAUUCAUUAAUAGAUCGGUCAAUACUGUCCAAUACUAAUAUUUGAUUGUAUCGCCAAUUCUGAUACAUAUCCAAAUACUGUUAUUUAAAACCAUGGUUGUGACCAGUUUCCGGUGACUUUAGUAA
Molecule: messenger RNA, 1899 nt
Organism: Camellia sinensis
Lineage: Eukaryota; Viridiplantae; Streptophyta; Magnoliopsida; Ericales; Theaceae
Product: receptor-like cytosolic serine/threonine-protein kinase RBK2
Biological process (GO): protein phosphorylation
Molecular function (GO): ATP binding; protein kinase activity
Source: RefSeq, a predicted model, not a curated record